UAGCAGCAAGCGCACAGAACUGAAAACACACAGAACAAUGCUCAAGUUCCAGGUCCACUCUCCGGGCAAGGUUAUCCUCCAUGGUGAACAUGCGGUGGUGUACCAGCGUCCGGCCCUCGCCGCCGUCGUUGGAUUGGGCACCACCUUAAAAUUCCGUCAGCAGGCGGGCAGCCAGGUGGCCAGCUUCCAGUUGGAGGCACUGAACUGCACUCUGGAGAUCCAGUUGGCGGAGUUCAAUGCCUUCCUGGCCGACUUCCGCAGCAAAAACCCAGCAGACAGCAAUGCAAAGCUACUGGAGGCGGUGCGCGCGGAGGUAGCCCAGCAGCUGGAGCGAUCGGUGGGCAGCAACCCCAAGCAACACACCCAGCGGGCCUUCGUCUCCAUCUAUUACCUGCUUGCCGGCGCCGUACUCUCCUCCCCCACCGAUCCACAGAUGACGCUUCAAACCGGUUUCCAGGUGCAGGUAGACAGCGGAUUGAACGUGGGCGCCGGCCUGGGUAGCUCGGCUUCGUUUGGCGCCGCUUUGGCCACGACGUUCCUUAUUUUGGCAGGCCACUUCGAUCGGGAGAGCUAUCUGCAGGACGAAAACCAAGCGCUAAUCUCCACGUGGGCAUUCGAGUCGGAGCGCGUUAAUCAUGGCAAUCCCUCUGGACUGGACAACACCGUGUGCACCUACGGUGGAAUGCUGCGGUACGUCAAGGGCCAAGGCUUUCAGUCGCUGAAAAUCCAGAAACCGCUGAGUAUCCUACUGGUAGACAGUCGUGUCAGCCGCAGCACGGCGGAUAUAGUGGCCAAGGUGCGUCACCUCGCCGAAGGCUUCCCGCAGCUGAUCGAGGCGAUUUGGCAGGCCUGCGAGGAGCUGGUGACUGCUGCAGUUCCACUCUACGAGAGCUUCGGCAACGCGCAGGACGACAGCGCCAAGUUCGAGAAGCUGGAGCGGCUGUUCCAGAUCAACAACGACUUGCUUAAAGCCAUCGGGGUGUCCCACCCGAAGCUUGAGCAGAUCUUCACCAUUGCCUUCAAGCGAGGAUUCUUUUCGAAGCUCACUGGCGCCGGAGCCGGUGGCUAUGUAAUUGUCCUGCUGCCAGAGAACUACGAGCAGAACGAGGUGUACUGGAAGCUCAAGGAGGAGCUAGAGUCGGCGGGCUUUGGGGUGCAUGUUACGACGGCCGGCGGCGUGGGAUUGCGCGUUAGUUCGCUGGAUGACUGAUGCACUUUCUCCUCUACCCUUUUGUAUUGCUAUUGUAUGUAUUUGUGGUUUUGUUAUAACUUAAAAAUAAAGAUUUACACAUGUAUUUUGUACGGCAA
Molecule: messenger RNA, 1308 nt
Organism: Drosophila serrata
Lineage: Eukaryota; Metazoa; Arthropoda; Insecta; Diptera; Drosophilidae
Gene: Mvk
Product: Mevalonate kinase
Biological process (GO): cholesterol biosynthetic process; isopentenyl diphosphate biosynthetic process, mevalonate pathway; isoprenoid biosynthetic process
Cellular component (GO): cytoplasm; cytosol
Molecular function (GO): ATP binding; mevalonate kinase activity
Source: RefSeq, a predicted model, not a curated record